GAAGUCCAAGCCACUCACGUUAAACGCGCUCACAUUCAACUUCUAGGGCAUAAGUGCUUCUAGGUAGAUUUUUAUUUGUCUCUCUCUUUGUGUGUUUGUGAGCACUUGUUUCUUUCUUUCUCUCACCCUCUCAUUCAUGAGUGUCUUUCCAAAAGAAACAAUCAAGAAUAUAGGCGAAUCGCUAGGUGUGACACAUCUUAAAGAUGAAGUAGCAUCAGCAUUAGCUCAAGACGUCGAAUAUCGUGUGCAUGAACUCAUUCAAGAGGCUACAAAGUUUAUGCGACACUCAAAACGAUCCAAAUUAACCGUUGACGAUGUAAAUGCUGCCUUGCGUGUAAAGAAUGUCGAGCCUUUGUAUGGUUACGCAUGUGGAGAAACACCUACAUUCAGAAAGACAACCGUGAAUGGUCAAGAAUUGUACUUUGCAGAGGAUGAGGAAGUUGAUUUCGAGACGAUCUUAGCCAAGCCAUUACCAAAAAUCCCUCUUGAUGCAACUUUUACAGCUCAUUGGUUGGCUAUUGAAGGUGUUCAACCUGCAAUUCCUCAGAAUCCCACCCCAAGUGAUGCAAAGGCAGAUCUAUUGACAAAACGAGCAAAACCUAAUGCAGCAAUUAAUGGCAUUACUACUGAUCAAGUAGAUGUAAAGCCAUUGGUUAAGCAUGUCCUAUCCAAAGAACUUCAAAUGUACUUUGAACGCAUUACUGAAGCAGUGUCAAGCCCUGAUGAACGACUCAAAUCUCAAGCAUUCGAAAGUUUGCGAAUGGAUCCUGGACUACAUCAGUUGCUGCCAUACUUUGUUCAACACAUUCACAAAAAAGUCACACAAAAUCACAAACAGCUUGAUGUGUUGGAGGCUAUGCUUUCAAUGGCACAAGCCUUGCUGAACAACAAACAUCUCUUUGUAGAGCCAUAUCUUCAUCAACUUAUCCCUCCUAUCCUGUCUUGCCUGGUGGGCCGAACCAUCUGCGAAAGUCCAUUUGAAGACCAUUGGUCUACCCGUCACCGUGCAGCCGGUCUAAUGACACUCAUUUGCAACCAGUUUGGCAAAGCAUACCACACACUCCAACCACGUAUCACUAAGACACUUCUCCGAGCUCUAUUGGAUCCUGCACGUCCACUUACUACCCACUAUGGUGCAAUUGUUGGUUUGGACCAGCUUGGACCAGAAGUGACAAGAGUAUUGGUAGCACCUAAUAUUAAGUUUUAUGCCGAGACUUGUCUCAAGUCAGCUCUUGUGAGCAGCAGUCCCAUACGUAAGCUCGAAGCUCAGAAAUGCAAGGAGGCUUUAGUGAAUGUCUUAAUCCACAUUGCUAAACAAGCAUCCCUCGUUCCAAAAGAAUCGGAUAUGCAAGUGGACACAGCACCACUUUCAGAAGAAGACAAGGCAGAGUUGGUGGAUGCUGUUGGAGAAGAUGUCGGAAAAGCGUUUUUGGAAUCGGACCCAACGCGACAGGGAGUACAAAGUGUGGUUGAAGCAGCUACCCACAUGAAUGAAUGAUUGAAUGAAUGGAGACCAAUCAAUACAGUUGAGAAAAUAGUUAAACAGCCCAAUAAUCAAUCACAGAUAUAAAAUGUAU
Molecule: messenger RNA, 1577 nt
Organism: Phycomyces blakesleeanus NRRL 1555(-)
Lineage: Eukaryota; Fungi; Mucoromycota; Mucoromycetes; Mucorales; Phycomycetaceae
Product: TATA box binding protein associated factor
Exons: 6
Coding region: 137-1498 (453 amino acids)
Biological process (GO): RNA polymerase II preinitiation complex assembly; transcription initiation at RNA polymerase II promoter
Cellular component (GO): SLIK (SAGA-like) complex; transcription factor TFIID complex; SAGA complex
Molecular function (GO): protein heterodimerization activity; RNA polymerase II general transcription initiation factor activity; transcription coactivator activity
Source: RefSeq, a predicted model, not a curated record